AUGGCUCCGCUGGCCGACGUGGGGCCCUUCCUGGGCGGCCUGGACGGCCUGGGGCAGCCGGUGGGCGCCCACUUCUUGCUGCCGCCCGCCGGGGAGCGCCCGGCGCUGCUGGGAGAGCGGCGGGCGGCGGCGGCGGCGGAGCGGGCGGGCGGCGGAGGGGCGGCAGCAGCGGCAGCGGCGGCGGCGGCCGCGGACCUGGCGCACUUGCAGGGCAUCCUGAGGCGGCGGCAGCUCUACUGCCGCACCGGCUUCCACCUGCAGAUCCUGCCCGACGGCAGCGUGCGCGGCACCCGCCAGGACCACAGCCUCUUCGGUAUCCUUGAAUUCAUCAGUGUGGCAGUGGGACUUGUCAGUAUCAGAGGUGUGGACAGUGGCCUUUACCUUGGAAUGAACGAGAAGGGAGAACUCUAUGGCUCUGAGAAACUAACUCCUGAGUGCAUCUUCAGGGAACAGUUUGAGGAAAACUGGUACAACACUUACUCAUCCAAUGUGUACAAACAUGGAGAUUCGGGGCGGCGGUACUUCGUAGCACUUAACAAAGAUGGUACUCCCAGAGAUGGGGCAAGGUCCAAGAGACACCAGAAAUUCACACAUUUCCUGCCCCGCCCUGUGGAUCCCGAAAGAGUUCCAGAACUGUACAAAGAUGUGUUAGGAUACAGCUGA
This is a messenger RNA of Cygnus atratus (black swan), 663 nucleotides long. It is a transcript of the gene FGF20, whose product is annotated as fibroblast growth factor 20. The transcript is spliced from 3 exons. Gene Ontology annotation, cellular component: cytoplasm. Bases 1 to 663 code for a protein of 220 amino acids. The record is from RefSeq and is a predicted model, not a curated record. Gene Ontology annotation, biological process: cell differentiation; animal organ morphogenesis; positive regulation of gene expression. NCBI's taxonomy places the organism in Eukaryota, Metazoa, Chordata, Aves, Anseriformes, Anatidae. Gene Ontology annotation, molecular function: fibroblast growth factor receptor binding; growth factor activity.